CGAAGGAAUCGGUUUCAUAACAAAACGUCACAUCCUCUGACCGCUAACAAAGGGGAUUGGUGUUAGGAAUUUGCAUCAAUGCUGCGUUCGAUCGCAACAUUCCUGUGCCUCCGGUGCCAACCUGUCACAGCUCUACCUUUAAACCUCAGAUCACGUGCGACACACAGUGUAGCAGAGAACCAGCAGACUGUAGAAGCUCUUUAUGAUCUAUCUGUGGACAUCCAGAAGGUCCGGAAACUUAAAGGAUGGGUGCUGUUUCAGAGUCCAGCCUACACAAAAGAAGUAGCUGAACUCCUAAAGAACAUGGGGGCCUCGGGCCCCAUCAUUGCUCAUAUUUUAACAAGUCAUCCUGAGGCUGUCCUCUGUAAUCCUGAGCAGAUUUACACUCAAAAAGAGCUGUGGAUGUCUGUGUGUCCAAACCAGAGGGAGCUGGUUGGUAUCAUUGAGAAAUUCCCAGCCUCAUUUUUCACCUCCUCCAGUCACCAUGACAACCAGCGAAACAACAUCUCCUACUUCCAGAGUUUAAACCUGAACAAACGAGUCAUCACCAAACUCAUGGCCAGCGCUCCUCAAAGCUUCAGCCGGCCAGUAGAGCAGAACGAGCUGAUGGUCCACACUCUCCAACAGGCCUACCAGGAGCUCGGGGGGGAGGAGGCCAACAUGAAAAUCUGGCUUCAGAAGUUGCUGAGUCAGAACCCGUUUGUUCUUCUCAAGCCUCCAGAGGUGCUGAGGGAGAACUUCCUUUUUCUGAGAGACAAGGGCUUCAGCACGCCCCAGCUGCUCCACCUGCUUUCCAGGCUGAAGGGCUUUGUGACUGAGCUGAACCCAGACAGUAUGUGUCGCACUCUGCUGUACUCUCAAGACACCAUUGGGUGCUCUGAGACCGAGCUGCGGGACAUCAUCCUCAGGUGCCCAGCUCUUCUGUACUACCCUGAAUCUACUCUGGCUGAACGUUUUGAGGGUCUUCUCAGUGCUGGGAUCAGCAUGUGUCAAAUCAAAGAGACUCCAACUGUCCUAGAACUAACCACGCAAAUAGUAAAUUAUCGCAUCCAGCGACUGAAGGCUCGAGGUUAUGACAUAAGGACAGGUAGUCUGGAGGUGCUAAAUGGCACUAAGAAGGACUUUGAGAUGAGCUUUGGAAAACUACAGCUCCGUAGGGAGAGACCACUUUUUAAUCCUGUUGCCCCUUUAAAAGUGGAUGAUUGACACGGGUUGUAUGGACGAACACUAACUGGAUCCAUGUCGUUCCUAUGGGUAUUUGUACUUUGUAAAAGAUUAAGGUGUCUUAAUUACAAAUGUGCUUUCACUUCCACUGACAUUAUAAUCAUAUGUUUGAAUUUAUUGCUGUAGUUUAAUUGGAUUAACUACAAUGAUGCCAUUUAAUCUGUACAGUGAAUUUUGCCUGUGAAGAUGCCUUAAAUUGGAAUCUGAAUACUCUGUAAAACAAUCUAUUAAAGACUUGCUUCAUAAUUUAUUUAUUUUUUACUUGUAUGUUUAAAACUGGGUUUUAAAAACAGCUGAAGGUACAAUGCAGAGAAUGUUUCAUAGCCUUUCUCCUGCCAAAAUCUCCAACCUCGUGGGAUGUAAUGUAAUUAAAAUCCAGUUA
Molecule: messenger RNA, 1606 nt
Organism: Pelmatolapia mariae (spotted tilapia)
Lineage: Eukaryota; Metazoa; Chordata; Actinopteri; Cichliformes; Cichlidae
Gene: mterf2
Product: mitochondrial transcription termination factor 2
Exons: 2
Coding region: 79-1206 (375 amino acids)
Biological process (GO): termination of mitochondrial transcription; regulation of DNA-templated transcription
Cellular component (GO): mitochondrial matrix
Molecular function (GO): double-stranded DNA binding
Source: RefSeq, a predicted model, not a curated record